Molecule: messenger RNA, 1968 nt
Organism: Diceros bicornis minor
Lineage: Eukaryota; Metazoa; Chordata; Mammalia; Perissodactyla; Rhinocerotidae
Gene: SLC34A1
Product: solute carrier family 34 member 1
Exons: 12
Coding region: 16-1935 (639 amino acids)
Biological process (GO): sodium-dependent phosphate transport; intracellular phosphate ion homeostasis
Cellular component (GO): apical plasma membrane; vesicle; brush border
Molecular function (GO): sodium:phosphate symporter activity
Source: RefSeq, a predicted model, not a curated record
CAGAGUGUGCUCAGGAUGAUGUCCUACGGAGAGAGGCUGGGGGGCCCGGCAGUCUCCCCACUCCCAGUCCGCGGGGGUCACAUGAUGCACGGGCCGGCCUUUGCCUAUGUGCCCAGCCCGCAGGUCCUGCACAGGGUCCCAGGGACCUCCGCCUAUGCCUUUCCCAGCCUGGGCCCCGUGGCCCUUGCCGAGCACAGCUGUCCCUAUGGGGAGGUUCUGGAGCACCAUGACCCACUACCUGGCAAGCUGGCCCUGGAGGAAGAGCAGAAGCCAGAGCCCGGGUUGGCCCAGCAGCUGCGUCGGGCUGGCGCGACGCUCCUCAAGGUGCCGCUGAUGCUCGCUUUCCUCUACCUCUUCGUCUGUUCCCUGGAUGUGCUCAGCUCAGCCUUCCAGCUGGCUGGAGGGAAGGUGGCUGGUGACAUCUUCAAGGACAAUGCCAUCCUGUCCAACCCGGUGGCGGGGCUGGUGGUGGGGAUCCUGGUGACCGUGCUGGUGCAGAGCUCCAGCACCUCCACGUCCAUCAUCGUCAGCAUGGUCUCCUCCGGCUUGCUGGAGGUGAGCUCUGCCAUCCCCAUCAUCAUGGGCUCCAACAUCGGCACCUCCGUGACCAACACCAUCGUGGCCCUGAUGCAAGCCGGGGACAGGACUGACUUCAGGCGGGCCUUUGCGGGGGCCACGGUGCACGACUGCUUUAACUGGCUGUCAGUUCUGGUCCUGCUGCCCCUGGAGGCCGCCACCGGGUACCUGCACCACAUCACUCGACUCGUGGUGGCCUCCUUCAACAUCCGCGGCGGCCGGGAUGCCCCUGACGUGCUCAAAAUCAUCACAGAGCCCUUCACUAAACUCAUCAUCCAGCUGGAUAAGUCGGUGAUUACCAGCAUCGCCACUGGUGAUGAGUCCCUGAGGAACCACAGUCUCAUUCGGAUCUGGUGCCACCCAGACCCCACAGAGGCUCCUACCACUAUCCCCAGGGCAGAGGCCAACACCAGCUGGACCCUCGGAAAUGCCACCAUGGAGAAAUGCAACCACAUCUUCGUGGACACGGGGCUGCCCGACCUGGCUGUGGGGCUCAUCCUGCUGGCUGGCUCCCUGGUGCUCCUAUGCACCUGCCUCAUCCUCCUCGUCAAGAUGCUCAACUCUCUGCUCAAGGGCCAGGUGGCCAAGGUCAUUCAGAAAGUUAUCAACACUGACUUCCCUGCCCCCUUCACCUGGGCCACGGGCUACUUUGCCAUGGUGGUGGGCGCUGGCAUGACCUUCGUUGUCCAGAGUAGCUCUGUGUUCACCUCGGCCAUCACCCCCCUCAUAGGCCUGGGUGUGAUCAGCAUCGAGCGGGCCUACCCCCUCACGCUGGGCUCCAACAUUGGUACCACCACCACGGCCAUCCUGGCUGCACUGGCCAGCCCCCGGGAGAAGCUGUCCAGUGCCUUCCAGAUCGCCCUCUGCCACUUCUUCUUCAACAUCUCGGGCAUCCUGCUGUGGUACCCAGUGCCCUGCACACGCCUGCCCAUCUGCAUGGCCAAGGUGCUGGGCAAACGCACUGCCAAGUACCGCUGGUUCGCUGUCCUCUACCUCCUCCUGUGCUUCCUGCUGCUACCCUCGCUGGUAUUUGGCAUCUCCAUGGCAGGCUGGCAGGCCAUGGUAGGUGUGGGUGCACCGUUUGGGGCCCUGCUGGCCUUCGUUGUGCUUGUCAGCGUGCUGCAGAGUCGCAGCCCCGGGCGCCUGCCCAAGUGGCUGCAGACAUGGGACUUCCUGCCCCACUGGAUGCACUCCUUGCAGCCCCUGGACCGCCUCAUCACCCGCGCCACCUUGUGCUGUGCCAGGCGCGAGCCCCGCUCACCCCCGCUGCCUGCCAGGGUCUUCCUGGAGGAGCUGCCGCCCGCCACACCCUCCCCCCGCCUCGCACAGCCUGCCCAACACAAUGCCACCCGCUUCUAGAAUGCGGCCCAGACUGCUGCCUGGGGCAGGGAG